UGACGUCAGCUCCCAGUUCGCCAGCGACAGAGUGAAACAAACAUGGCGACAGAAUGGAGCGGGCAGCAAGGCUACGUUCUAACUCUAAUCGUUUUCCUUUGGAGUGCAGUCGAGGGACGCACCGAAACGGCCACGUCGAGUGUCAGCAACAGCGGGACCCAGGUGCUCGGUAUGCGGCUGGAGAGGAGCGACAAACCGGCUACGACCACUGACGACGGGGUCAUACAGGUAACGGAGGAGAGCACAGUGCAGCUCCGGUUCUACGGUGUGCAGCUCAACUCGGGCACCUGGGCGCAGAUCCGCUUCACGGAACGAGGGGAUGGGAGUGAUGAGGGGGGGGACAAUAACAUUAUUGACGACACACCUAACAGGACUUGUGUUGAUUUCACCAAAGACUUCAGCAUCGCGACCUACAUGAACAUCAGUAGCCGGGGGACCACAGGGAUACUCAGCAUAAACAUUAAACCCCUUCGAAAGAGCGAGCCGCACAAGGAAUAUGGGUUGUGCAUCAAGAGUUUGACCAAUGGCAGGUGGGCUCUGCUCGGGGAUAGCGACGGGAGACUCCGGGUGGUAGAGGGGGAGAAAACUCUCCUCCCCCUGUGGUUCCAGAUCAUCCUUAUCUGCUGUCUGUUGGUGCUGUCUGGCAUGUUCAGUGGGCUGAACCUGGGGCUCAUGGCUCUGGACCCCAUGGAGCUCCGUAUAGUCCAGAGUUGUGGUUCAGAGAAGGAAAAAAAAUAUGCCCGCAAAAUUGAGCCCAUCCGCAGUAAGGGGAACUACCUUCUCUGCUCGCUGCUGCUUGGCAAUGUCCUGGUCAACACCACACUCACCAUCCUCCUGGAUGACUUAAUAGGCUCUGGGCUGGGCGCCGUGGUCGCCUCCACAGUGGGUAUCGUGAUUUUCGGCGAGAUCGUCCCUCAGGCGCUGUGCUCUCGCCACGGGCUGGCGGUGGGCGCCAACACCAUCCAGGUGACCAAGCUCUUCAUGUUGCUCACCUUCCCCCUCUCCUUCCCCGUCAGCAAGCUCCUAGACGUGCUCCUGGGCCAGGAGAUCGGCACUGUGUAUAACCGCGAGAAGCUGGUGGAGAUGCUCAGGGUGACAGAACCCUACAACGACCUGGUCAAAGAGGAGCUCAACAUGAUCCAAGGAGCUCUGGAACUCCGGAGUAAGACGGUUGAGAGCGUGAUGACUCCGUUGGCACACUGUUUCAUGAUCCAGAAUGACGCGGUCCUCGACUUCAACACCAUGUCGGAGAUCAUGGAGAGUGGCUACACGCGUAUCCCCGUGUUUGACGACGAGCGCUCCAACAUCGUGGACAUCCUGUACGUGAAGGACCUGGCGUUCGUGGACCCAGACGACUGCACCACCCUGAAGACCAUCACUAAGUUCUACAACCACCCAGUCCACUUUGUGUUCCACGACACACGACUGGACUCCAUGCUGGAGGAGUUCAAGAAAGGUAAAUCCCACCUGGCCAUCGUUCAGAAGGUGAACAAUGAGGGGGAAGGGGAUCCCUUCUACGAGGUGCUGGGAUUGGUCACCUUGGAGGACGUAAUCGAGGAGAUCAUCAAAUCAGAGAUCCUGGAUGAGUCCGACCUUUAUACUGACAAUAGGAACAGAAAGAAGGUGGACCCUAACAAGAGAACGCGUGACUUCUCUGCUUUUAAACACACGGAGAACGAGUGCAAGGUGAAGAUCUCUCCCCAGUUGAUGCUGGCUGCGCAUCGCUUCCUGGCUACAGAGGUGAGUCUGUUCAGUCCCUGUCAGGUCACUGAGAAGGUGUUACUGAGGAUCCUGAGGCACCCUGAUGUCAUCCAGGAGAUCAAAUUCAAUGACGGCGACAAGCGUUCCGCUCUACACUACAUCUACCAGAGAGGCAAACCUGUCGACUACUUCAUACUCAUACUGCAGGGGCGAGUGGAGGUGGAGGCUGGAAACGAGAACAUGAAGUUUGAGACAGGACCCUUCUCCUACUAUGGAGUCAUGGCUCUUAGCUCACCAUCACUGGAGUUCCGUUCUCCUACUCACGCGAGCGGUCUGAACCGCUCUGCGUCGCUAAGCUGCACUGAGCGUGGCGCUUCCGGAGAAAGCGCCUCAGUAACUGCCAGCAACACGCAGCUCACCGCCUGCCAGUACACACCAGACUUCUACGUACGGGCUCUCACUGACCUGCAAUAUGUCAAGAUCACUCGUUCUCAGUACCAGAAUGGUCUGCUGGCGUCGAGGCUGGACAGCACCCCCCAGUCCCCCGAGGGCAGCCACCCCCGUCUGGACAGCACCUCUGCGCUCCCCAUCACCCCACCAGCCCCUCCCCGCACCCCCCUCCCCCUGGCCACCACACCUUUCAAGCGCCCCCUUGCUCUCCCCCAUCCCACCCCCCCUCCCACCAGCCGUACCCCCUUACCCCAAACCACCACCCCCACUCAAGUCAACCCCCGCCCGGCCCUGCCCCAAUCCACCCCUCCUCCCACCAAAGGCACCCCUCUUCCUCAAACACCUCCUCCUGCCUCCUCGGGUGCACGCACCACUCACCCGCCUCCGCCCUCCACCUCCUCUCUCCCCCACCCACCUCUUCCCUGCACCUCUCUCCCCCCCAAAUCCCCCUCUUCCGUGAAGCCAGGGGGGGAGAAUGGUCCGGGUGAGAAGACCUCUCUGCUGUCUGAGCAGCCGCAAAACUGCGUAAGCGGCACUCGCAGGCCCAGCUACCCACAAACACACACACAACACCCUCACACACACCAACACAUGCACACACACGUGCACACCAUCAGCCACGCACACACAGAGAGCACCAUCUGACAACAACCCCUGUGGGGGGGAGGGGGGGGGGGGGUUGUUAAGAUUUGUAAAAAAAUGAAUACACACAAGUUUUGUUGGCCGUGGACUGGAGUACUGGAAGAUUCUAAGGUGCAUUGUGGGAACACUCAUGUCUCUGUCCUAUCCGCCCACCUACCUCUCAAGAUGGGGUGAAGAGAGGGCGUGAUGGGCAACAAAGGUGCGUUACACACUUGUGCAGAGGUCCUUGUGUGUGAUGCAGCUUGUCUCUGUCAUACGGUUCAGUGCGUGUGUAUGCAAUGUGUGUUUGACAGUUUUACGGUGGCUGCAGGCACAGUCUGGGAUCAGCUUUGUUGGUGGGGAGGAGGGGGAGAUAGACCACCAUGUAUAGCAUGUUUAUAAUAUGUGUUGAUUCUCUGCACUUCGGUUGUCAGUAUAAAUAAAUAUAGAAAUAUGACCUGUAGUGACAGCAAAUAUGUUUUUAAAGAGAAAUGUAGCGAUAUUUAGAGAUUCAUGCAUUUUAGCUUAGUGUUCACUGUGAACUCUCAUCUAGACGCACCUGUGUUCUCUAAAACACUUUCUGUACCACUCCCCUCCCACAUGCUCCGUUUCCAUGGAAAUUACAUUCAACACCCCCCCUCACCCCCCUCCAAUACAAAUGGAACAUUCUCAGGAGGGAUUUCUAGAAUCUUGGUUUUUUUUUUGUGGUUUUUUUUGUGGUGUCUGUUCUUUCUUCCAAAUAUGGCAAUUUCCAAAAAACGUUUGUAUUACGGGAUUGUUGAGUUUGGGGCCUGUUGACACGGGCUUGACAGGAGUGUAGCGGUUUGUGUGUGUACCUCCUGAGCUGUCUCUCAUUUCGGAAAGUUUAUGACCACUUGACCCUGUCAGGCCUGUCAGGCCUAUCAGGCUGGGGUGGAGGGCGGGGCUGCUGGAGGGGAGGAGUUGGCUGGCUGAUUGACUGACAGCUGGGUUUGUUUACCAUGAACCCACCUAACCAGAGAUGUGAAGUAUAUUAUAUGAUUAAUUAUUUAAAUAUGAAUAUAUUUAUUUUGCAUUACAGAUGACUUUUUAAUGUAUUUUGAGAUUUAUUUGAUGUCAAUGUUUUAUAUUGUAUAGAUUGUUUUUCUUUUGUUGAAGACUUUCAAAACUCCAUGUACUGUGACUGAUACUCCUGAACAGAGACUUUUCUACUGUACUGCAACCAACUCCCCCAGAACCUACAAACUCUCAAACACACCUAACUGAACAGAGCUCAAUUCAACUAUGAUACUAGCCCCUCUUUAUUUUUGUAUUAUUGUAUAAUUUCACUAUGAUACUAGCUCAGCUUCCUAUUUGUGAACAGAGCUCAAUUCAACUACAAUACUAACUCAUUUUCCUGCUUGUAUAAUUUCACAUAAUGAGACGCUGUGGUUUAACAUGAUUGGUUGCUUUGGAGUGUUAUUGAGUGAUGUCACAAUGGAAUAUAGAAGUCACUGUUUUCAGGGGUGAUGUCACUGUGGAGUUAAAAUUCCACUUUGUGAUGCCACAAUGGAGUUGAGUUCCGAGUUUGUGUGUGAUGUCACAGUGGAGUUUAGAAUUGAGUUUUACUGUGUGAUGAUACAAUCAGUGAGGGGUUGUUGCCACUUCUAAUGACAUGAAAAAAGGCACGCCAUCUCCACCACAAUGUUCCCUUACCAUUUACAUUGUAGGUAACCCAAAAAGACAUUCCAAAAACAGGGGAUCCACAAUUGACCCUUCAGAUUCAAUCUGAUGUCGGAUUUAUUGUGUGUAUAAAUGAAGCUGUUACACGCACUGUGCACUGCUGUGCGGUCUUAGAGAUGACUACAUGUGUUUCCCUCACCAUGCAUUCUGUCUGGGUGGAGGGCAGACCAGACACAUAAUGCUGCUAUCAUCUACCCAUCUCGAUCCCUAGAAAUAUAUUAUGAAGUAACUCGAGCAACGGUCGACCUGAAGGAAAAGAAUGUAUUUCUAAGUAAAUACUUACCUCUGGUAAGAAAAUCACUUUAGAACAACCAGAGAGAACCCAGUAUUUAUUCCAAAGAAUUUCUGUAAGGUCUGUUCCACAGGGAUGAGUUCCUACCUGAGUUUUAAGAGUAUAUCCCCUCCUUAGAAUUGGAAUGAAUAGAACGGACACACGCACCCUCAGUACAGGGUAUCGAAUGGGGUCGUCCAUUCUAGGAUUUCUAAGUCUAUGGUUGGUGCAGCCUUACACACUACUACACACAAAAACCCUAGACCUGACUGCUGGUUCACAUAGGUCACUUCAUAGCAUUGGGCCUUACUGGUUCCGUUACACCACUGGUCUAGUUCCCAGUCUAGCCACUGGUUGGCUGCGAAGGUCCUAGUCUACUGAGAACGGUCACAUUAUGAAAGCGUUGUUUUAUUUAUUUGAAAAGUAAUAAUAUUCUGUCCUUUUUGUUCUGCUCUCUCAUGUGAAACUUUCGUUUUGUCUGUCAACGGGUUACUGGGACGGAGGAAGAGAUUUAUGUAUUUCCUGCUUGUACUAUGUUACUGUGAAUACUACUGUAUAUUGUGAAGACAUUGGCAUUUGUCUACUAUAUUAUAUGUGAUGGGAGUGAGAGGGGGGGAUGCCUAUAUGGAACACAUGUAUAAAGUAACCUCUGUGAGAAUACUUACCGGAUAUAAGAACUUUUAUCUCCUUCCACCGAGUCAUUUUACUUCGAAGAUAUUGUAUUAGCAAUAAAAUUAUUGCUCUGUUUUGACCUCAAAGAACAUUUCUACCCUUUCUCUCAAAUUCAUUUUUCCCCCCCAUUGAAAUAGCAUGGAGUAGCAUUCUCACCAUGAUUUAUGGUAGCGCUGUGUUAAUGUAGCUGUUAGCUUCUGUUAUGUCUGGCUAGACCGAACUACCUUGCCCUUCACUAGCACUCCUCUUUUCCUUUUCCACUCUUCUUUCCUCUCCUCUUCCUCCCUACUCUGCUACUUUCCUUACCCUCUUCCCCAGCUUCUCUCCCCUCACACCCCCACUUCUUCCCUUCUCCUCUCUUCCCUCCUCUCCCGCCGGUCAUGUUAUAUUGACAUUCCUUGCCUGCUGGUCUGAACAGUCUUAUAAGCUCUUUUUAAUGUCCAGAUCCUUCUAGCUGGCGGGUGGUUCCUGGCGGGAGGGCAAGCCUUAACUGGCAGCCAGGCUCUGCUCUGCUGUGUUAGCUCAGCCCCAGUGUGAUUAUUCGACCUAAACGAGGAGGGUUUAAGAGUUCUGGUGCUGUAUUCUCAGACCAGGGACAGCUUUUCCACUGCGUAGACAAAGGGGUGCCAUACUAGCCUGGUCCCAGAUCUGUUUGGGCUCUCCGCCAACUACUAUAUAGGAGAUGGCACAAACAGAUCUGGGUUCAGGCUGGUGCCAUACUGCUAGACUGGGUGCUUGGGAACCAGAACCCUACAAUGGAAUAGAAUAGAACACUGUCCUCCAAGGAUGUUUUUGUGCGUGGAAUUAGAAUGAGUUCAAUGAUUAUAAACACUACAGUCUAAUACGGGUUACUCAGACAGUGAUAAGCACACUAGUCCAGUGUCGGCCCCAGAUGUUGAUUGAAGAGUAAAUGCCUGUCACUUCAUCUGACCCCCGGGGUUGUAGAACUUAAAGCAAAGUGUACAUACUGUUUUAUAAUGACUUUGGAGGGAGCUGUGAAGAAGUCAACACGGGGUUAAUAAACCUGAGUUAUAUUUCUCUACGUAAA
This is a messenger RNA of Oncorhynchus kisutch (coho salmon), 6464 nucleotides long. Its product is annotated as metal transporter CNNM4. Bases 43 to 2796 code for a protein of 917 amino acids. The transcript has 7 exons. Gene Ontology annotation, molecular function: sodium ion transmembrane transporter activity; magnesium ion transmembrane transporter activity. Lineage: Eukaryota; Metazoa; Chordata; Actinopteri; Salmoniformes; Salmonidae. Gene Ontology annotation, cellular component: plasma membrane. Gene Ontology annotation, biological process: magnesium ion transport; magnesium ion homeostasis. The record is from RefSeq and is a predicted model, not a curated record.